AUGAAAUUAAUCCACCUUAUCAAGGGUAAUAUUGAUGCACAAUCCAUUAUUCAAGAACACUUGAAAAAAAAUGAAAUUGAGCGUAGUGAAAACGCAAGCAUUAAUAAAAAUGGAUUAGAGGAAGUUAAUGUGUAUGACGAUGUUUCGUCUUCUUCGUCAUUAGAAGAUGAAACACCUUACAUUGACAUUGAAGUCGAGUUGACUCCAGAAGAGUUACAAAGAAGAAGCACAUGGCACUACAAGUUAAGGCUCUUGCUUUGGGACUCUUAUGAUAAGCACCCUAAAGAAAAGGCAUUUUUGUUUAAACUUGACUUUUUUCUUUUAUCUUCUUCUAUGUUGGGUUACUUUAUUAAGCAGUUGAAUGCAAGUAAUGUCACCACUGCAUACGUUAAUGGUAUGAGUGAAUAUUAUGAUAUGAAUAAGAAUCAGUUAAAUUACUUAACCACAUUGUGGACUGUUGGUUACAUUAUUGGUCAAAUUCCUUCUAACUUGAUUUUGCACAGAAUCUCUGCAAGAUACUACUUGGGUGGUUUGGAAAUUAUCUGGGCGAUCUUAACGGUACUCUUGAUCAAGUGUAAAAAUUUACAUUCGAUGUAUGCGCUUAGAUUUUUAUUGGGGUUGACGGAAGCUGGUUAUUUUCCUGGUUUGGAAUACUUGGUUGGAAGUUGGUACAGUAAAAGAGAACUUUCGAAGAGAUCUUCAUUCUUUGCCUGCGCAGGUGUAGCAGCGAGUCUUGUAUCUGGUCCUUUACAACAAAGAAUUUUACAGAACUUCCAGAACUCUACGUAUAAACCAUUCCAAUACUUGUUUAUUUUCGAUGCAGUGAUUUCUUUCCCCAUCGGUAUCUAUACUAUGCUCGUGGACCCAAACACACCUUCAACUACUAAUGCAUGGUACUGGACUAAAGAAGACAUUUUAAUUGCAUUGGAGAGACGUAGAAGGAUUGGAGCCCAGUUGAACACAAGAGAAAAGUAUACUAUCAAAAAGAUCAAGUCAGUCUUCACUACUUGGCACAUAUAUGUUUUCCCAUUUAUCUUUUUGGCCUACAACAAUUCUUGUGCUGCAAUCAGUCAGCCUACUUUCACAACUUGGAUGAAAUUAGAUUUGAAAGUCAGUUCAUACGUCUAUAACACUUAUCCAUCAAUCUUGUAUGGUCUCGGAAUUGCUCUCACCAUUUUCAUAUCCUACUAUGCCGAUUUCAUUGGAGGGGAAAAGAAUUACCAAUUCGUUGGUGCAUUUUUCAUCUGUUUAAUUAUUGGUUGUUCUUCUUUGGCAUACUGGGACUUACCAACUGGCUAUCAUUGGUUGUGUUAUUUCCUUGUAGGUAUACCAACUUCUUGGGGUCAACCUCAAAUCUUUUCUUGGGUAAAUCGUUUGUUGUUUGAAGACGAUAUGAAGAGAAAUUUUGUUGUUGUAUGUACCAACGUUUUGGCUUACGUCACUGCAGCUUUUGUCCCAAUAUUUGUAUGGAAUACAAAGGACCAGCCCGAGUACCACAUUGGGUUUACCUACACUGCAUGCUUGUCGUCAUUCGGUUUGGUGAUGACAGGGGUUGCUCAUUACUUGACUGAGAGAGAUAGGAAGAGAAAUUUAGCAAAAGAAGCUGAAGCCUCGCCAGAAGUCACACAAGAAUUUGAGCAAGUCGAAGAAAAGUUAUGA
Dujonia railenensis is the source of this 1659-nucleotide messenger RNA. Lineage: Eukaryota; Fungi; Ascomycota; Pichiomycetes; Serinales; Debaryomycetaceae. The record is from the annotation of a GenBank genome assembly.